Messenger RNA from Cherax quadricarinatus, 8675 nucleotides. The record is from RefSeq and is a predicted model, not a curated record. NCBI's taxonomy places the organism in Eukaryota, Metazoa, Arthropoda, Malacostraca, Decapoda, Parastacidae.
AUGGGGCCAGAAGUUGAAAAAUCGAGGGGAAAAAGAACCAGAUAUGGACAAGACGUUGUUGCACUUGAUUGGUAUAAUUCUGAUUUAAGUGUUAUAAUUAGCAAGGAAGACUAUUUGAGUGCUCAGCCACUGACCAUGCAAGGAUUUGGCUACGUAUGGCACGGUGUUCGUGCAACCUAUGGAUUCACUCAUGGUCGUGUGUUCUAUGAGGCAAAAGUUGAAGAUUAUUUGCCUGUACCACAACUAGAAGAAGAGGAACAGCAUCCCCAUGUCCUACGUGUCGGUUGGUCUGUCAAUGAUGCUGGACUAACCCUUGGUGAAGAUCCACUAAGUUAUGGUUAUGGAGGUACAGGAAAGGCAUCAACUAAUUUAAGGUUCAAGGACUAUGGAAAACAAUUUGGAAAGGGUGAUGUUGUUGGUUGUUUUUUGGAUUUGGAAGCAGAGCCUAUUGUUAUGUCUUUCACAGUAAAUGGAGAGCAUCAGGGCAUUGCAUAUGAGAUACAUCAUGCUGAUUUAGGUGACCAAGCCUUAUUUCCUCAUGUUGUGACCAAGAAUGCAAGUUUCAAGGUUAAUUUUGGAACAGAGGGCCCUUGGUUUGAGCCACUGACUGGAUAUACCUUUGCUGGUCAUGUUCCUUUGGAAGAGAGAGUACUGGGCUCCCAGAAUCCUGAGAAGAGAGAGGAUGCUGAGGUUAUUAUGAUGGUUGGUUUGCCUGCUGCUGGGAAGACUACCUGGGUUGAACAAUAUUGCAAGGAAAAUGUGGAUAAGAAGUACAAUGUCCUUGGAACAAACUUUCUUAUUGACAAAAUGAAGGUCAAUGGCUUGCCCCGAAGACGUAAUUAUGCUGGCCGUUGGGAAGUGCUGAUUGAACGUUGCACAAAGUGUUUGAACAAACUGCUGGAACUUUCUUACAAACGCAGGCGUAACUUCAUCAUUGAUCAGACGAAUGUAUACCCAUCGGCUCAGAGGCGUAAAAUGAAGGGUUUUGCUGGCUUCAAACGACGUGCAGUUGUUAUUUGUCCCACUGAUGAGGACCUGAAGAAACGAACUGAGAAGCGAGAGAACGAGGAAGGCAAGGAUGUUCCGGACAAGGCUGUCCUAGAGAUGAAAGCCAACUUCAAACUGCCUGAGGAGGGUGACCUGUUUGAUUCGGUGGAGUUCGUGGAGUUGCAACGUGAGGAGAGUCAGAAGUUGGUAGAACAGUAUAACAAAGAAGGAGAAGCAGCUGGAUUUGGGCAGAAGAAGGGCUUUAGAGGCGGAUUCGGUGAUAGACGUGGCGGAUUCAUGGAUCGCAGGGGUGGCUAUGGUAAUCGUGGGAAUAGUUUCCGAGGUGGUUGGGAUAGAGAUCGUCGUGGUGGUUAUAAUGACCGUCGGGAAAGAAGCAGUUGGAAUCGUGAUCGUGACAGUCGCGACUACAAUCGAGGUGGAUACAAUAGAGAUAGCCGGGGCAGUUAUAACCGUGACUAUAAUCGUGGCAGUUACAACAGAGAUAGCAGAGGCAGCUACAACAGGGAUCGUGGUGGCCGUACUGGAAAUUACCAAAGCAACUGGAACAGGAAUUCGAGUAAUGAGAUAAAGAGUACAUCCACUAGUACUACUACUACUUCUACUAACCCAUGGGCAACCCAGCAGGGAACCCAGGAGAGCCAGGGAUAUGGGAGCUACAGCAACUACAGCAACCCGAACUGGAGCAACCCGAGUUAUGGCUAUAACCAAGGUUACAAUGGCUGGAACCAACAAUACUAUCAGCAGCAGCAUCAGACACAACCUCAACAGUACUGGGGGACAGGUUACAAUUAUGGAAGUCAAGGCUAUGGAACGACUCAGCCAUAUGGAACUUCAGGAACUACCAGUCAGUCAAGUGGUACAACAGGAAGCUGGGGAGGACAAAGCAGCAGUUGGAGUGGCACUGGGCAGCAGCAGUGGGGCUCUACAUACAAUAAGCAGCAGUGGGGUACUGGCUAUGGCUCUGGAAGCCAGAGCAGCCAGAGGAGGUAGAGGAGUUGUCAGUGGAACAAAUUUCCCAUGGCAAUUGUUGGGAAGUUGAUAUAAAAUUUAUCUUUAGUGGGAAGAAUUAAACGUAAGUAUGGGUUAAUGUUGGUGUUAACCAUUUGAUCUGUGCCCUGACUAUGUAGGCCAGUUAGCCUUUAUCAUUAUGUAUCCUUAUUUAGUGUUCAUCACAUUAGGGUAAGAUUUUUACUUGUCAUAGUAGUGUCUGAGCACACUUUAAAUAUUAAUGACUUGAACGAAUUUGUGAAAGGUUAAGUGGUGUCAGGUAUAGGAUGAAUGCUAUAAUGUUGCUUGAGGAGUUAUUUACAAGCUGAGACAGUCAGGAUUAAUCCUGAUAAUGCAUUAUAUUUAACAAUAGAAAUGUAGGAAAUCUAUUUGCAUUGGCAUAUUGAGCGUUUGCUGUACAUUUAGUUAAUAGCUAUAAAAUACACAUGUUCCAAGCUUUUAGAUGAUAUGAUAAAGCUACUCGAUAAUGCUAAGGAAUGAGGUGUUUGCCACAAGCAGUGUACAAAGUCUUCUUGGGAAUGAAGUCACUACCUGAAAUUGCUUGUAAAUGUCUUGACGUAUUGAUCAGAUUUUUUUAUAUACAAGUUUGAGAGGUUUGGUUUCAGAAAUGUGUAUCACUUUGUUUUUCUUUUUUUAUAAUUUAAUUAGUUUAACUAUUUUUUUAAGCUGAAAAUGAGUGGAAUAUUGACAUUAUUGUUGAGAUUCAAAUGAUAAAUAGUACUAUACAUAAAUGCAGAAAAGCUUUUAGUUCUCAGUACCUGAAUAAACUAAUUCAGUUGAAGACUGGAAAGAACAUAUUUAGUUAAUAUAUAAUUCGAUAUUCGUGUUAAUCACAAGUAAUUAUAUUCUAUAUUUAUUUAAUUUAUAGUGUUAAAUGUGUUCUUUCAUUAUUUGUACCAGUUAUUCUAUUUCUGUCAUGGCUGCCUCAAUUAUUAAUUUUUAUAUUAAAGAUAGCAUGAUAUACUACGUAUAUACUUGUAAUUUUAGAAAUCCUUUUUAUUGAGAGGAAGUGCACCCAUUCUUCAGGGUAAUUGUAUGUGGUGGUAAUAGAUUAUUACCUCUUAACACAUGGUUGAUCAUGUGUGGAAUGUGUUAGUUGAGGCUAGAAUGCUUGCAAAUACUGGCUAUAAUGUAUACAUACAUAUUGAUUGUAACUAGUUUCAGUAAGUUUGCAAAUUUUUGAGUGAGCCGUAAUACUUUGGGUAUCCAGUAAGGGGAAAUUUUCUACUCAUUACCUCUUGUUUAGGGAUGGGACAAUACCAGAAUGUUUAUAGGUACCGAUACUCAGUUUUAGGCUGAUUUUGAUACCACCAAAAUUAAGAUACCAUCAGAAUUAGCCAAUACUAAUAUUUUGGCACACCCCUGCUUUUGUCAAAACAAUUCAUAAAUGCAACAAACAGAUUCUUUCGUUGAAGUAUUUGUGACUUGCAUAAUUCAUUGUAAACACUUGGUUAACAUAUCCCCACCCUGUUAAAUCAUCCUUGCUCUGCAAUCCUACUUUGUCUUGCUCACAACUUGUUUAACCCUUUCAGGAUCCACACACCCCCAUCCCCAAUCCCCAUAUGAAACUUGUCCAGAGGGUCCAAAAAUUUUCAAAAACAAAAUGUGAAAUAGUAGAUAUAUUUUUCUGAAGGUAAUGAAACAAAAAGUAUGAAAUUUGAAGGAAAAUUGGCGAAAUUACGCUAUUGCGAAUUUUGCUGUGUCGGCAAUAUUUAUGCAGCGAUGCUUUUGCCCACAGAAUCUGUUUUAGGCCAAAUAUAUCCCUUUCAGGGUCUGUGCCGUACAUAUACGGCUUAAAAGCCAGGGCCCAAACCGUAGAUCUACGCCAUGAGCUCAGCUCGCUCAGAUAACCUGUGAGAAUGAAUUUGGGCAUAUAUAUGAGACAAUACGACUAUAUGGUAAGUGAGCACCACAUAAAACAAAUCCUGCAGUGCGUAGUGCAUAACGAAAGAGAAAAAAAUGCGACCAUAAUUUUGGAUUACAACAGCUACUUUGCGGGGUUCACAUGUUUUUUACAGUUGUAUUUGCGAUUUCUUGGUCUUCUUUGAUUGAAUGGAAUAUAUAUUACAGAAGUAGGGCUGAUUUUGAUUGGUUUUACUACUGAAAAUGGCUUGAAACUGCUCAUAGUAGUGGAAAUGUUCAAUUUUUGUUGACGUUCAAGAGUCAGCAAAUAUCGCCACGAGUCUAAUACGCAUCAGCUGGUGGGUCUAAUACAUGUUCACGAAUGUGCUGAUAUUAUUUAUACAAUUAUUACAACAUUCCAUAAUGGUAAAUCUUCUAUUUUUUGGUGUGAAUAAAAAUUCAUUAUGUGAAUAAGAAAUCAAAAUGGAAUUCAUUUGUAAAGCCUGAAAACGUAACUAAUGUAUAGAGGAAGUGUUAGUUUAGUGCCAGGAAUGCCUGCACUGUUUAUUCUGAACUCUAUUUUGAAAUUGGAAUAUUUUGAACUUUGUGUUAAAUUGGCCAAAUUACCAAUUUCCAAUUACUUUAUUGGGUAGUUUAAAUAGUUUACUGGGUAAUUUCUUGGCCUCAAUCGACAAAGUAGAAGUAAUACUAGCGAAAUAGCUAAGAAUUUGGUCAAAUAGAAUAAUGUAAUUGGCCCAAAGCGAGAGUCAAAGUUGGCAAAACCACCAAUGCAUAAAUAUCACUGAGGCAUCAGAAUUUGCGAGAGCAUAAUUUCGUCAGUUUUCCAUCAAAUUUCGUACUUUUUACUUUAUUACCUUUGGAAAAAGAUCAUUUCAUAAGAAAAAAUAAUUUUUUUUUUUUUAAAUUCUUGGACCCUGGCUGUCACAUCUUGAGAUUUGGCCUCUGGACCCUGAAAGGUUAAAUUGUUCCACUCGACCAAAUUAUUGACUAUUUUGCACAAUGCCUUCCAUUUUAUUAACCCUUUGACUGUCGACGUCGUAUAUAUACAUCUUACGAGGUACCGUGUUUGACGUAUAAAUACUCAUAAAUUCUAGCGGCUUCAAAUCAAGCAUGAGAAAGCUGGUAGGCCCACAUGUGAGAGAAUGGUCUGUGGUCAGUGUGCACCAUAUAAAAAAAAUCCUGGAGCAUGCAGUGCAUAAUGAGGAAAAAAAAACACCGACCGUUUUUUUUUAUUAAAAUGCCGACUUUGUGGUCUAUUUUUGUAUAGUAUUUAUGGUUGUAUUCUCGUUUUCUUGGUCUCAUUUGAUAGAAUGGAAAACAUAUUAUAGAAAUAGAGGUGAAUUUGAUUGAUUUUACUAUAAAAAGAACCUGGAAAUGGAGCUCAAAGUAGGGGAAAUGUUUGAUUUUUGCCAAUGUUCAAAAGUAAACAAAUGAUGUUAUUAUCCAAUAAAUGUCGAACUAGCCAUUCUAAUAUGCAGUCGUGAAUGGGUUGAUGUUAUUUAUACAAUUAUUACAGUAUUGCAGUAGUCUGCAUAACAUAGUAAAUCUUCUAUUUUUUGUUUGAAUAAAAAUUCAAAAUAGAAAGCAAGAGUAAUAUCAGAGGCUUGGAGACGUGACUGAUGAACAAAGAAAAUGUUAUUUUAGAGCCAGGAAUGUCUGCAUUGUUCAUUUUGGACUUUAUUUUGAAAUUGUCAUAUUUUUUAAUUUUUGUGAAAUUGGCCAAAUUGCAAAUUUCUGACCACGUUAUUGGGUAGUUGAAAUCGGUAAAUGGGCAGUUUCUUUUACUCAAUCGAUAGAAAAAAUGGAGUUCUAAAGAAAUAGCUAUGGGUUUGGUCGACUGGAACAAUGGAAUUAGCUGAAAAUAGGGGUCAAAGUGGGCGAAAUCGCCGCUUUGUAAAUAUCGCUCGAGGUCGCUAACUUUGUGAGAGCGUAAUUCUGUCAGUUUUCCAUCAUUUUUUUUUUUUUUGGUGUCAUUACAAUCAGGAAAAAAUUCUCUUAUCAUUUCAUAAGAAUUUUUUUUUUUUUAAAUUUUGCCACACCAGGAGACACUUCAGGAUUGGGGAUUGCGACAGUCAAGGGGUUAAGGACAGAUUGAGGUUUCCCGCGCGCGGAGCAAAAAAAAAUUCGAAAAUAUAUGAAAACUGAGUUAUUGUUACCAAAAAAUAGCUGAACUUUCUGGCUACACGCUGGUAUAAUUAUUAUCCUUGUACGAUGUUUCUAAAAGGAAUUACAGCCAUUUAUAACAGGCAUGGUGACAGCGCUGACGCAACAUAUUGCGUAAGAAGCGCUGACUCAGCUUUGUUGACGUUUUUGUUACGUUUUUCCCCGUGUUAUUUUUAUCGUUUUCGUAUAUCUUUGUGUAAAAUAUAAUACAAAUUCACCAUCUGAGAUCAUUCCCGAAUGGGCGGAGCUACUAUGGUCGCGGUACCAAUUGGGAACCCCUGGGAAUAGUGCACAAAAUGGCCGACACCUCCAGCCAACAAAAUAUUCCAUACCCACGCUAAUAUCAAAUAUAAGGCUUAUUUAUCUAUCAUAAUUGAUCUAUUAUGAUAUAAUGCAAUAUAAUAAUAGCAUAUAAACAUAAAAAGUACAUCUCAAAAAAAAAUAUAUAGCAUAAUAUGACGCCCCAAGGAAUAAAUUUCUAUCGAUAUUUCCCCUGAAGGUGAAGAGAGGGUCCGACCUCUCUCAUCAGUGAUGAGAGAAAACGGAUUUACAAUGGUUAACUGUAAUAAACACUCGUAGGCCGCGGAAAAAGUGUAAAAUAAAGCGAAUUUUUCGGGGAAAAAAAUUGUUCCCGGGCAGCGGGGGUGCCGCGCGCUGCGGCCUAUAUCUCGAAAGUAACUUAUUUACCUAUUUAGGGGAACAGCACCUUUAUUUAUGAUUGAAUUGACUUUAUUUCUCACAACAAACAUGGGAGAAUGAUUGUUUUACGGGGUAGCGAUUCUGUUUCCGAACUAUCCAAAAUAUUUUUAGAUUUGUGGACAACAAGGCCGACAUCUUCCAAUAUAUCAAAAAAGUUAUGAAACUUUAUUUUUUUUAGCAAGAAGAUAAGGUUUAUUUUAGAAUUCACAUCGAUAAGUGAUGGAAUUAGAGUUGUUCUAGCAGCAGCAAGUGUCAAAACCACUUGUCCAAGUACCACUGAGAAAUUGUGCCCUGCCAAAUGCAAUUUUUCGUAAAUUUUGCAUAUUUCAUUUCCUUUUUGGCCGAUAUGAUUGAAACUUCAGCACAGCAUAUUCGAUAUAACCUUCUAAUAGUACACCAAAAAUGAACGUAAUCGGUCCAUAAAAAAUAUGUCGUUAAAAUUCUGACCGCAUCCAACCUUAACUGAGCAAAAAAACCUCCCAAUCAAUUCCAGUAUUUCAACUAUCCAGUAAAGUGAUCAGAAAUUGGUAAUUUGGCCAAUUUCACACAAAUUUAAAAUAUUCCAGUUUCAAAAUAGGGUCCAUAAUAAAAAUGCAGGCAUUCUUGGCACUAAAAUAACAUUUCCUCUGUUCAUCUUUAUUUUUUAUUCACAAAGAAUUUUCACACCAAAAAAAUAUCAGUGCAUUCGUGAACAUGUAUUAGACCCACCAGUUGACGUGUAUUGGACAUGUAAUGUUUACUGUUGAACAUCAGCAAAAAUCAAACAUUUCUGCUACUUUGAGCUCAAUUUUUAGCUAUUUUCAGUCCUAAACCCAGUCAAAAUCAUGUCUACUUCUGUAAUAUAUCUUCCAUUCUAUCAAAUGAGACCAAAAAAACAUGAAUAUAACCACAAGAGUCAUAGGAAAAUACACCACGAAGUUGCGGUUUUAAACCCAAAAUACAGUUGCAGUUUUUUUCUCAUGCACUGCAUACUGCAGUUUCUUUUAUAUGGUGCACACUUACCACGUAGACCCCUUCUCUCGUAUCUUUGCCCAAAUUUAAUGCUCGCAGCUUAUCUGAGUGAGCUGAACUCUUGGCAUAGAACUACAGCACGGACCCUGACUUUAAACCCAUAAAACAAUAGCACAGACCCUGAAGUGGUUAAUAAUAAUUUCACUGUACACUUUAUUCGAUAUUCUCAACAGACUUAUUCUGAAAAAUUGUUAAUGCUCUUUGCUCAUCCUUGGAUUGUUUUCCCUCUUUUGUGCAUAUUUUUUUUUUUUUUUUUUUUUUUAAGUCGGCCAUCUCCCACCAAAGCAGGGUGACCCAAAAAGAAAGAAAAUCCCCAAAAAGAAAAUACUUUCAUCAUCAUUCAACACUUUCACCUCACUCACAUAUAAUCACUGUUUUUGCAGAGGUGCUCAGAACACAACAGUUUAGAAGCAUAUACAUAUAAAGAUACACAAAAUAUCCCUCCAAACUGCCAAUAUCCCGAACCCCCUCCUUUAGAGUGCAGGCAUUAUACUUCCCAUUUUCAGGACUCAAGUCCGGCUAUAUAAAAAUAACCGGUUUCCCUGAAUCCCUUCACUAAAUAUUACCCUGCUCACACUCCAACAGAUCGUCAGGUCCCAAAUACCAUUCGUCUCCAUUCACUCCUAUCGAGCACGCUCAUGCAUGCAAGCAAUCCAAAAAAAUAUCCCCUCCUUUUAACAUCUAAAUCCUUUGUAUCCCAGCUACUACACCCCCAUUAAAUUUUACCCGCUGCCUUGUGCCCUUCCAUAGUAGAUAUAAUAAUAUUCCUAUGAUGUUUAAAAAAUUUUCCAACCAUACCAUUUAUAAUGGAUUAAAACUUUUAGCCAGUUUCAUUUUACAUAUGAAAGGAUUUUAUCAUUUUUUUUCAUGAAGGGCACUCUUAUUUAAAGCUCUAAAUUGUUGAAAUACAAGUACAUAUUUCA